Cynara cardunculus var. scolymus (artichoke) is the source of this 609-nucleotide messenger RNA. RefSeq names its product F-box protein CPR1-like. The record is from RefSeq and is a predicted model, not a curated record. Lineage: Eukaryota; Viridiplantae; Streptophyta; Magnoliopsida; Asterales; Asteraceae. Gene Ontology annotation, molecular function: protein binding. The transcript has a single exon. The coding region runs from base 1 to 609 and encodes 202 amino acids.
AUGGUUGAUUCUAGCUAUUACUUACCGACGGAGCUCGUAAUCGGCAUAUUGUUGAGGUUACCAGUCAAAACCCUAAUCCGAUGCACCUCCAUUUGCAAAUCAUGGUACGCAAUUAUCAGAAACGCUAAUUUCGUUGCUUCACAUUUCAAUUCCAAUGGUAAUUAUCGCCAAGAGUAUCAUGAUGAUGGCUAUCUUCUUUUUGGAGGCUCUAAUUUCUGCCAUAUAGUUUGUGAUAGAACUUUUAAAUUGAUGCACGCUAAUGAACCCCCUUUUGCUGUUAGACCUCAUCGUAGUUCAUCGUUAAACUUUGUCGGUUCCUGUAAUGGGUUGUUGUGUUUUGCACCACGAUUGGAGUAUAAUUUGGGGAAUGAUAUGUAUAUUUGGAAUCCAUCGAUCAGAACCCCAAAGAAGCUCCUGCCUUCACAAUUUUUCGAUGAGUUUACUGAUGAUCGUUGGAUAGUUUCUAGUCUGGGAUUUGGAUAUGGUGGUGGUAGGGAAGGCGAAUGUGGUGGUGAAGUAGAGAUGGCCAAAUGGGCCCGGCCCGGCCUGGCCCGUAACCACCGGGGGACCGGAACCGACCGGGACCGGUUGAGGGACCGCCGGUUAUGA